Molecule: messenger RNA, 261 nt
Organism: Cantharellus anzutake
Lineage: Eukaryota; Fungi; Basidiomycota; Agaricomycetes; Cantharellales; Hydnaceae
Exons: 3
Coding region: 1-261 (86 amino acids)
Source: RefSeq, a predicted model, not a curated record
AUGAUCCAUGAUCCAACACAGCCAGACAAACCUGGAUCACUGAUUGUUGCGAGCAGGAAGACCAGCUUUCUUCUCUCAUUUCCCCUCGCUGCUCAGCUGGAGCCUGUGUUGUCUAGCACACCUCGCAGUUCUCCUAUUGAGACCGACCCAGACCUUCCUAGUCUUACCUCCACUUCCACUGGAUCCCUUGACCUUAGCUCCAAGCAGCUCGGUAUCCUGACAGGUUCCCCUCCGGAAUCGUCCGCCCUUGCCCAGUUCUAA